Lucilia cuprina (Australian sheep blowfly) is the source of this 7403-nucleotide messenger RNA. RefSeq lists its product as uncharacterized. The record is from RefSeq and is a predicted model, not a curated record. The transcript has 13 exons. Bases 313 to 7059 code for a protein of 2248 amino acids. Lineage: Eukaryota; Metazoa; Arthropoda; Insecta; Diptera; Calliphoridae.
AAAAACUUAAACUGGUGUUUAAGCCGCCGUUUAAAACUAGCUUGUUAGCUAACGACGUUGCAACAUUUCAUUGCACUGUAAAGUCUAUUGAAAUUUUCUGUAUGCUAGUGAAAAAUUUAAGAAUAAAGCCAUAAAAUAAUUAUUUAAAAUAAUUGAAAAAGGUUUAAAUAAAAUUAAACAUAUAUAUAAAUUAAACAAUUACUGAAAAACAAUAAACAUUUAAAUAUUACAGACUUUUGUUAAAAGUUCUUCUUAAAUUAAAGUAUAAAAUUGUAAAGUGCAUCUUUUAAAUCGAAAAAAAAACCAAACAAAAUGUCGGUAGACAUAAUAGAAAGCAUUACCAUACCACCACUCAAAAGAUUACGCUCAUCUAGCAUCAUCUCUAGCGAGAGCACUAACUCCAAAUGUGGUGAGGUAUUUGUAACAAAUUGUGCCGACAAAUGGACAUUUUAUUGCAGCCAUUGUCAAUUGUCUACAACCGAUAUAGGCGUAUUCGUUUGUCACAUACGCCUGCAACAUUUAAACCAACAACAAACGCCGGCUCAGGAAACUCCAAAAAAUGAUACGUCUAUUACAAUUGCCUCGUCGCGACAAAAUGUUGAGGUCUUGACUCCUACACCUCCACCGCCGCCGCCACCUAUGACCUUCAUACCGAGAGAUAAUAUAAUUGUUCCGGAAAUUGUAACCUCUAAAGGGCCUGAAACUGAACAAAUGCAAAGUGAUAUAGUUAAAGAAGAACCUACUGUAUCAACGAAUGAAUCUAAUAUGGACUAUGAGGCAAUUUGUUCAAAAGUUUCGAAAAUUGUUGAUAUUUCUACGUUAACCCAGCCGGAAAGUAAUAAUCAGACUACAGCAGAUGUCACCAGUGAUAAGAUCCCCAUUGUAAAAAAUGAAGCUUUAGGGGAUCAAAUGGUAAUAGAACAACAAGAACAAGAACAACUACAACAACAAGAAGAAGAGCAACAACAACAAGAAACCAUACAAGUUUUCUAUAUAAGAGAUGUGGCGGAAAACAAUAAAGAUGAAGAAGCGGAUAAAAUAACACUAACUACAGAUGAUGAAGAAGACGAAGAUAAUGACGAUGAUAAUGACGAUGAUAAUGACGAUGAUAAUGACGAUGAUGAUGAUUAUGAGGGCGAGGAUAUUGACAAUAUUCUAACAGAGGAUCAAAUAACAAGUUUAAAAUGUACAUAUUGUUAUAAACUUUUUGAUGAUAAAACCUCUGUUCUUAAUCACAUAAACAGCAUUCACUUAAAGGAUAAUGUUAAAAAUUUCCCCUACACUUGUAAAAUAUGUAAAAAAGGUUUCAAAAGUAGAAACGGUAUGAAGGGCCACUCUAGAUUACACGAGACAAACAAUCAAUUGAAAUGUCCUAUCUGUCCGUCAACACUUGAUAGAACCUAUUUUGCGACACACGUUCUAAUGCACGAAAGUGAAACGUGUUUUCCUUGUCAGGUCUGUGGCGAAAUCUAUGACAGUCACGUGCAACGUCUUAAGCACUGGUAUACACAUGGAAAUGAACAACCAUAUGGUUGUAAUUAUUGUUUUCGUCGUUAUAAGAAAGAGAAAUAUCUGCUUAAACAUCUCGAAUGUCACAAGCCCUUAGAGUGUAGUUGCUGUAAGAAAGAAUUCUAUUCACCUGAUACACAACCACGUCCACCUUUGAUUUGUCGAAAUUGUAUUAACAAUCCGGACAUGAGGAAAAGUGUUAAAAUAUUGAGAAAAAAAUAUCGCCUAUCCGUCAAGGAAAAGUCUAUCAAUCUCGAAGAUGACGAGGAUGACUCUCAAGAAGAUGAUUCAGAUGUGGAAUUUGUAGAGGAUGAAAAUAAGCCCAGCAGCAGUAGUUUAUUAUAUAAUAAGGAAAACCCUACAAAUCCAGAAGAUAAUACCACGAAUACAUUAAAUGAGCCUAGCAAGCCGCUCCCCUUUCAGAAUGUAAUAUUUUGUGACUCAGAUACACAAAAUAUUGAUAAAGACUCAGACGAAUCAUCAGAUUCUGAUGUAGAAUUUGUUAAUAUAUUAAAUAGACCUGAUGACUCGAACCUCGUAAAAAGAAGUCGUCGUGAAUAUAAGUGUUGCGGUAGAAAUUUCAUUAAUAAUCGUAAUCUAAAUUCUCACAUCUCUCGAGAACAUAGUUCCAAUAAGAAAAAUUUUAAAUUUAAAUGUAAAUAUUGUAAGAAAUUUUUUCAAACACGAUCGGGUAGAGUUUUUCACGAACGGACUCAUGAUAAAAAAAACAAAUUUCAAUGUCCCCUUUGUUCGAAUGCUGAAUUUCGCGAGAAUGUCUUCUUAUCUCACGUUAUGUUGCAUGAAAGUGAUACAUGUUAUCCGUGUCAGGUUUGUGCGCAAAUUUUCCAAACUGCCGAAGAACGUCUUGAACAUUGGCACACACAUGCCAAGGACAAACCGUAUCCAUGUCACAUAUGUCAUCGUCGUUUUAAGAAAACAUUUGUAUUGAGAAAUCACAAGCGUUUGCAUGGCAUUUACGAGUGUCAAUUCUGUGGCGAUAAUUUCGAAUCAUCGCAAACACUACGGCAUCCCUAUGUUUGUGGUAAAUGUGAAAAAAUACCCGAAAUUAAGAAGUCUGUGGAACAUCAAAGAACUUUGGCAGAUAAUAAGCAUGUUUUUCAAUCGGAUGAAGAGAAUCCCCUGGUAUCGGAUGAAGCUUCUGGGGAAGAUAUAGUAAAACAACAACAAAACUUAGAAGAAAACUUACAAGUUUUUGUUAUAACCAAUAUGGCAGAGGACACCAAUGAUAAAGAAAGGGAAAACAUAAAACUAACUACAGAUGAAGAUGACGAAGAUGAUGAUGAUGAUGAUGGAUGCGAGGAUAAUGGUGAUGGAAAUAUCUUAACAGAAGAGCAUAUAACCAGCUUAAGAUGUACAUAUUGUCAUAAACUUUUUGAUGAUAAAACCGCUGUCCUUAAUCAUAUAAAAACCAAUCACUUGAUGAAUAAUAUCCAAAGUUAUCCUUACACUUGUACUAUCUGUAAAAAAGGCUUUAAAAGUAAAAGCGGUUUAAAGGGUCACUCCAGUUCACAUGAGACAAACAAUCAAUUGCAAUGUCCCAUCUGUUUGUCGAAAUUUUAUAAAACCUAUUUUGUAACACAUGUUCUGAUGCACGAAAGUGAAACGUGUUUUCCUUGCCAGGUUUGUGGCGAAAUCUAUGACAGCAACGAGAAACGUCUUGAUCAUUGGCAUACUCAUGAAAAGGAUAAACCAUAUGGUUGUAAUUAUUGUUUUCGUCGUUAUGAGAAAGAGAAAAGUCUCCUUAAACAUCUUCAAUUGCACAAGCCUGUGGAGUGCAGUUCCUGUAAGACAGAAUUCUAUGCAACUGAUACACGUCCUCCCUUCUUUUGUCGGCCUUGUAUGAAGGAACAUGUCAAAGAAUUGCAGACAAGAUAUCGUCCAGCAGAAGAGGAAAAAUCUAUUAAUUCCAAAGAGGAUGAGGAUAAAUCUCAAGAAGAUGAUUCAGAUGCGGAAUUUAUAACAGAUGAAAUUCUGCCCAGCAGCAGUGGUUCUUUCUACAACAAGAAAAUCCCAGAAGACUCCGACACACAAACCAUUGAUGAAAACUCUGGCGAAUUAACAGAUUCUGAUGUAGAAUUUGUUGAUGUUUCACAUGAAUCUAACGUUUCAAAAGCCUCUGGUGCCUUUAUAUGUUGCGGUAAAAAUUUUCAUAACUAUGGAAAUCUAAAUGCUCAUAUCACACGAACGCACGAAAGCAACAGGAAUAGAAAACAUCGUAAACAUAUUUGUCACCUUUGUAAGAAAUCAUUUAAAGUUAGAUCGAGUCUAGUUUAUCAUGUACGGACUCAUGAUAUAAAUAAUCAAUUUGAAUGUCCCAUUUGUCCUUAUGCCGAAUUUCGUGAGUCUGAUUUCUUAAAUCAUGUUAUAACGCAUGAAAGUCCUACAUGUUAUCCGUGUCAGGUUUGUGCUGAAAUUUUCCACACACAAGAAGAACGUCUUGAACAUUGGCACACACAUGCCGAUGAGAAGCCGUGUGCAUGUCACGUUUGUCAUCGUCGUUUUAGGAAAACAUUUAUAUUGGUAAAUCAUAUGCGUGCACAUGGCAUUUACCAGUGUCAAUUCUGUGAGGAAAGUUACGAAUCAACGGUAAUUCAACGUCAUCCCUAUGUUUGUGGCAAGUGUGAAGAAGAACCUGAAAUUAAGAAGACCGUAGAUCAGCAAAGAACUUUGCCGAGUAAUAAGCGUGUUUUCGAUGGGAAACAGAGGAUGGUUAUAUAUAAGAAUACCAACAAUCCUCAAAGGAACUCAAAUUAUCCAUUACUUCCUAUGAUAGCAAUCAAACAAGAACCAGAAUCAACUACAAAUGAAGAAAUAACAAAUUCUGUUGAUGUUAAUGCUGAAAUGGAUGGAUUUCAAAGUAAUAACCUAAAUGUAACAAUUUCCCGAGAUGAUGAUAAUGAGAAUACCACCCAACCUCAAGAAAACUCUAUUCGGCAAUUAUUCCCUAUGCCAAUGGCAAUAAAACAAGAAUCAGAAUCAAUUAUAAAUGAAGAAAGUAAUAACACAAAUGAGACAAUUUCCCAAGAAAAUGAAGAGGAAAUAAGAAAUGACAAUAUUAAUAACGAUAUAUUAAAGAGCCAAAGCGAAAAACGCGAUAAAACUUUAAAAGAUAAACAGAAAGUAUUGCAAAAGAAUUUUAAAAUAUGCCGUCAGAAAUUAUCCUUAAAAUGUGGCAAAUGCAAAAGAAGUUUCAAUACGCGUCGAGGUCUGCUUAUACAUUUAACAACUCAUAAUAAAAAGAAACCUAAAGAUGAUGUUAGAAAUGAAAACAUUAUGAAUCUUAGACCACGCAAGUCUACUAUGCUGGCAAUUGAUGAAGUGAACAAAAGUUUAAGGGAGACACAAGAUAACCAACAGCAAUUAGCUGUAACUGACACAGUUAAACCGACUAAUAAUGAAAAUGAUAAAGAAGUUAAUGACACCAAUAUGAAAACCUGUGAUUCCGUAAAUGAAGAAGAUGAAUAUAAAGACGACAUGUCAGCUAAUCAAAGGAACAAAGGCAAAAAAUCUAGUGUUAGGAAAAUACAUAUUUUGUCCAGACACGACUUAAAAUGUUUCAUUUGCAAAAAGAAGUUCAGAAAUAAACUCAAACAAUUAGAGCAUAUGAAACGUCAUCGUCGUGGCAAAAAUGCAAGUGUUAAAUGUCGCGAAUGUAAUAAAGUUUUUGCUUCGAUCAAUGGCUUAAAGGCCCACCUGAGAUUCCAUUUAAAUUUAACAUGUCCAAUAUGUGAAAUCGAAACAACACCGCAUUUAUUUAUAAAGCAUGUUUUAACACACGAAAGUGAUGGCUGCUACCCGUGUCAGUCGUGUGGCAAAAUAUUUUCUAAUCAGGAAGCACGUAUGAAACAUUGGCAUAGUCAUGACAAGGAGAGACCAUUUGCCUGCAGUGUAUGUUAUCGGCGUUAUGGUAGGAUACAACAUUUGCGGAGGCAUAUGAAAUGUCAUGAGCAAGAGGACAAUUCAACAGCAAUAGCGCAACAACUGAAACCGAAUCAGGAAUAUUUUGCUAUAACAGCAAUCGAACAAGACCUAAAACCGCAAGCACGAAACGAAAUUGUACAAGUGUUUUAUAUAAACGACGAAGAUAACAACAUCUCUACGAAUAAGGAAAAUUCAAAUGAUGAUGAAGAUAAUGAAAUUAAUAUUGAAGACAUUAGUGCCGCAGAUAAUGUCGAUGAUAAUAAUGCUAAUGAGAAAAAUUUAAAACUUAAAUGUUCAUAUUGUCAGGCGAUGUUCAAAAAUAUGCAAAUACUUUAUGCACACAUUUCCCAACAUCACGAAACAAAUGUUCGCAUAAAAACUCCAUAUAAAUGUACUAAAUGUGAUAAAAGUUUCAAAUAUAAGGGUAUUUUAGAAAAACAUAAUUUGGCCAAACAUAAAGGACUACUUUUACAAUGUCCAGUGUGUCCGGUAAAGAGAAGUAAAUGGUGUUUUCUGGCUCAUGUACAGACACAUGAAAGCGAUACGUGUUUUCCUUGUCAGGUAUGUGCGAAAAUAUUCGCUAGUAAUGAGGAACGUAUGAAACAUUGGAAAAAACAUGCUGUUGAUAAACCAUAUCCCUGUAAGAUAUGUUUUCAACGUUUUCGUAAACCACAGUAUUUAACACGUCAUACAAAAGGUCAUCCUCGAUAUCAAUGUAGUGUAUGUUCAAAUUUAUUUUACUCAAUGCAAACUCAAAAUGUUCCUUAUAUUUGCGAGAAAUGUAAAGAUUUAUCCGAAAAUCUAGUAAUGGAGCUUGAUCCUUUAGUAACAAAUACUGCAGCUGUUAUGAAUGAUCAUAUUGAGAAUACAGAAAUCAUUACUAAUGAUAAUUCAGCCAUUUUCAUUAUCGAAGACAAGGACUCGGAUAUAGAAUUUAUUGAAGAGUCAUACGCCGAUAAUGUAGCCAGUGUUAGCAAUUCAAAUUCUGCUCAAACUACUAGCAACGAUGACAGUAAUUCACUGCAUAAAUGUCUAUAUUGCAAUAGAGAAUUUAUGACCGAAAGACGUCUCAUAAUACACACCACAAAAAUGCAUGAUAAAGGUGAACGUCUGCUCUCACGUUUCAUAUGUCGCUAUUGCAAUAGAUCGUUUCAAACUAGAUCAGGUUUGGCCCUUCAUCAUAAAACUCACGAUAAAAGUAAUCAAUUUCGUUGCCCUGUCUGUCCUUUAACCGAAUUCAGAGAAAGUUCUUUUAUAACACAUGUCCUUAUGCACGAAAGUGAGUCAUGUUUUCCCUGUCAGGUCUGUGCCAAAUUAUUCACCAGUAAUUCGGAACGUUUACAACAUUGGCGCAUACACAUUGAGGAGAGACCACAUGGUUGUAAUUACUGCUAUAGACGUUUCUAUCAGAAAAAUGUACUCAAAAAUCAUAUGAAAUCUCAUCGUCUAUAUUAUUGUCAUUUUUGUCAUAAGAAUUUUCAAUCAGAUCGUAUCAUUAAGACGCCGUAUGUUUGUGGUGAAUGUGAGAAGUCGCCAUAUGUUAAGAAUCAAUUAAAACGACGUAAAUCGAAGGCGAAGAGAAGGGCAAUUGAUUCGGAAGAGGAAUAAUAAUAAUAAUAGUUGAUCUAUAAAUAUUUACUCUUAUAAUUGAUCAGGCGUGGAUCCAUGAGGGAAAUCCCCCAAUGAGGAAAUAGGUGAAGAAAACAAAAGUUAACCGUACCCCCCAUUCAAUCGAGCUGGAUCCGUUGCGGUACUCGAUAAAUGUUUGUUAAAGUUAUUAAUGGUUUACAACAGGCUUUUUUUGGUGCAAAACUGUUUAAUAAACUAUUAAUAACUUUUUUAAAUACAAAAGUAUUAAAAGUUUUGAACUUGCUGAAAAAGUUUUUAAUAACAAAAUCUACACUUUAAAGCUAUAAAAACCGGUUCCAAGUUGUAGAAGAUAUAACAUUGGA